Molecule: messenger RNA, 987 nt
Organism: Hibiscus syriacus
Lineage: Eukaryota; Viridiplantae; Streptophyta; Magnoliopsida; Malvales; Malvaceae
Exons: 2
Coding region: 1-987 (328 amino acids)
Source: RefSeq, a predicted model, not a curated record
AUGCAUUUCCCAUGGAAGAAAAGCAAAGUAACUCGUCGUAUCUCACGGCUGGUUGCCGGCCUCCACUGUACCCCCAAACGCGGCGGAUACCUAGUGUUGGAGACCGGUUUUCCGACCUCCCUCGUCGAUCUUUUCGUCAAGAACCGUGAUCGCUUCCGAAAAUCCUCCAAAAGGAAAUCCAGUUCCAGCCCACAGAAUCUCUGCAAUGACGACCUAAAAUCUCCUGACAUGGAUGGUGGUGAAACAGUAUCUGUUUCCAGAGAAGAAAACUUUCCUGUGGUGCUUAAAGUUUCUUUAAUGGUGGCUCUCGCUGUUAGUACCAGAAGCCUUGCGAUUUGGAUCAUGAUGGCUGCUCUUUCACUUGUGAUAAUUGAGUUUUAUAAGACAGUACUUCUCUUCUAUCCUAGGAUUCGAAUGGGGUUGAAACCAAGAACAGAUGAAUCGGUCGUUAAACGAAGAGGAGCUGAGUUGCCUGAUCCUUGUGAGUUAGUCGAGUUGAAAGAUGAAACGGAAGCCGUAACAUGUAAGAGUGAGCGUAGUCGGAGUUCAAGAAUCAAAACGAGUUUAAUCAAGAAAUUUGUUCCUAAGAAGUUUCUCCAUGGAAAGAGGAAGAAGCAAGGGAAGAGUAACAACAAACCAUGUAUUCAACUGGAAAAGGAAAAGCAAGAACAUGGUGUUGAUGAAAAAGAUGAAUCGGGAACUGAGAAUAUUAGAAAGGGGAAUUCAGGGUGUGCGAUGAUUCUGCUUGUGAUUAUUCUUGCCGGACUCAUAGCAGGGCGGGGCGUUGCACUUUUACUAACUCUUGUAUGCUGCUGCAUACUGAUAUACUAUAUCGGAGCUCCCAUACAAAAAGACGUCAGUGAGCUGGUUUUGGAGAUAUAUCUUCAGGUUGAAUCCGACUGCGAGCAACGUUACGAUGGAAGGGAUUUAACUAGUGAUUUGUUAUCGGAGCAGACAUCGUUAUAUAACGGUUAUAAUGCCGUUUGA